AUGCCUUACUUUGCUCAGAGGCUUUACAACACUUGCAAGGCGUCGUUGGCUACAGACGACGGGCCAAUAUCAGAGGAGGCUCUUGAGAAAGUUCGCAAUGUGUUGGAGAAAAUAAAGCCAUCUGAUGUUGGAAUAGAGCAGGAAGCUCAGCUGGCACGGAGCAGGUCUGGUCCUAUCAAUGAACGCAAUGGAAGUCAGUCACCUCCAGCGAUAAAGUAUCUUCAUUUGCAUGAGUGCGACAGUUUUUCUAUUGGAAUUUUCUGUAUGCCACCUGCCUCUAUGAUACCUCUUCAUAACCAUCCGGGCAUGACCGUGCUAAGCAAGCUCAUCUAUGGUUCAAUGCAUGUCAAGUCGUAUGAUUGGGUAGAGCCUGACCUGACCGAACCAGAAGAUCCAUCACAAGCAAGACCAGCAAAACUGGUGAAGGAUAAGGAGAUGACAGCUCCAACACCAGCAACCACGUUAUAUCCGAGAAGCGGUGGAAACAUUCAUUGCUUUAGAGCCAUCACACAUUGUGCUAUUAUUGAUAUUUUAGCUCCACCUUACUCCUCAGAUCAGGGUCGGGAUUGCACUUACUUCCGGAAAUCCAGAAGAGAAGACUUACCUGGUGAAAUAGAAGUGGAUGGGGAAGUGGUCUCAGAGGUGACAUGGCUUGAGGAGUUUCAACCGCCUGAUGACUUUGUGAUUCGACGAGUUCCCUACAGGGGUCCUGUUAUUAGAACUUGA
Microthlaspi erraticum is the source of this 726-nucleotide messenger RNA. NCBI's taxonomy places the organism in Eukaryota, Viridiplantae, Streptophyta, Magnoliopsida, Brassicales, Brassicaceae. The record is from the annotation of a GenBank genome assembly.